Raphanus sativus (radish) is the source of this 1716-nucleotide messenger RNA. RefSeq names its product UDP-glycosyltransferase 85A3. The record is from RefSeq and is a predicted model, not a curated record. Gene Ontology annotation, molecular function: UDP-glycosyltransferase activity. The coding region runs from base 145 to 1596 and encodes 483 amino acids. Lineage: Eukaryota; Viridiplantae; Streptophyta; Magnoliopsida; Brassicales; Brassicaceae. The transcript is spliced from 2 exons.
CGGGAUAAGCUUAAGGCACAUGACGCAGAAUUUUCUACACUAGCCACGUGCGAUAUAUAAACACAAGGCCUCGCCUAUUAAAUUGCAACCUCCGUUACCCGAUCUAAUCAACUAUAUUUUCUUUGGCAUUAGGAGAGAGAGAAAAUGGGAGAUGUGGUUUGUGGCGCACAAAAACCACACGUAGUUUGCAUCCCUUACCCAGCUCAAGGCCACAUCAACCCGAUGCUGAAAGUGGCUAAACUCCUCCACGCAAAAGGCUUUCACGUCACCUUCGUCAACACCAUCUACAACCACAAGCGCAUACUCCGUUCCCGUGGUCCCAACGCCCUGGACGGACUUCCUUCCUUUCAGUUUGAAGCCAUACCUGAUGGUCUACCGGAGACUGAGGUGGAUGCCACGCAAGACAUCCCUUCCCUUUCCGAGUCCAGCAUGAAGAACUGUCUAACUCCUUUCAAGGAACUUCUCCGGCAGAUCAACGCCAGAGAUGAUGUUCCUUCGCUCAGUUGUAUUGUAUCGGACGGUGCCAUGAGCUUUACACUUGACGCUGCCGAGGAGCUCGGUGUCCCGGAGGUUCUUUUCUGGACCCCGAGUGCACCUGGCGUCAUGGGUUAUUUACACUUUUGUCUCUUCAUCGAGAAAGGUUUAUCUCCUUUUGAAGAUGAGAGUUGUUUGACUAAGAAGCACUUGGACACACCAAUAGAUUGGAUACCAUCAAUGAAGAAUCUGAAACUAAAAGACAUCCCCACCUUCGUCCGUACCACUAACCCCAACGACAUAAUGCUCAACUUCCUUGUCCGCGAGACAGACCGAUCCAAACGCGCCUCUGCCAUCAUUCUCAACACGUUCGAUGACCUCGAUCAUGACAUCAUCCAAGCUAUGCAGUCCAUUUUACCACCGGUUUAUUCUAUUGGACCGCUUCACCUCUUAGUAAACCGGGAGAUUGAAGAAGGUAGUGAGACACAAAGGCUAGGAUCAAACCUUUGGAGAGAGGAGACGGAGUGUUUGGACUGGCUCGAUACCAAGGCUCGAAACACCGUUGUUUACGUUAACUUUGGGAGCAUAACGGUAAUGACCGCGAAGCAGCUCGUGGAGUUCGCUUGGGGGUUGGCAGCAUCAAGAAAAGAGUUUUUAUGGGUGAUCCGACCAGAUUUAGUAGCUGGAGAAGAGGCGGUGAUUCCGACAGAGUUUUUAACAGAGACGGAAGGUAGAAGAAUGUUGUUGAGUUGGUGUCCUCAGGAGAAAGUCCUGUCUCAUCCGGCGGUCGGAGGAUUUUUAACACAUAAUGGAUGGAACUCAACGUUAGAGAGUAUAUCUGCUGGAGUUCCAAUGGUGUGUUGGCCUUUUUUUGCGGAGCAGCAAACGAACGCGAAGUUCUGUUGCGACGAGUGGGGAGUGGGAAUGGAGAUUGGCGAGGAUGUGAAAAGAGAAGAGGUUGAGGUGGUGGUAAGAGAGCUGAUGGAUGGAGAAAAGGGAAAGAAGUUAAGAGAGAAGGCGGAGGAGUGGCGGCGUUUGGCGGAGAAAGCGACAAAGGAUCCGUGUGGUUCGUCGGUCGUGAAUUUUGAGACGGUUGUUAAUAAGAUUCUCUCGGCGAGAUGAUUAGAACAUAAGAUGAUCCUAAAAGUGUUAUCAUAUAUGAUCAUCAAGAAGUUAUUGUUUUUGUUCCUGUCAUCGUAUGUUAUAAUUUAUAGGUAAUAAAAAGAACUAUAACAUUGAGGA